This is a messenger RNA of Aureobasidium pullulans EXF-150, 513 nucleotides long. RefSeq lists its product as uncharacterized. The transcript is spliced from 3 exons. The record is from RefSeq and is a predicted model, not a curated record. Bases 1 to 513 code for a protein of 170 amino acids. Lineage: Eukaryota; Fungi; Ascomycota; Dothideomycetes; Dothideales; Saccotheciaceae.
AUGCUUAUCACCGAUCUUCUUGUUGCUCUCCUAGCAGUCGCUGUUCACGCGGCCCCUACCGGAAACGUGCAUGAUAAAGGCUCUACAGAGCCCGAGCAUAUUCGCUACGAGAUCUUCAAAGCUAUGACUCUAGAUGAGAGACUGCAUCAUUACGAGGGCCGUAAGAUCUACAGACCUGACAAGACCCUGAACUGUCUCAAGGUGUGUAUCGAAAAAACUCCUGGUUACGACAUUCAGAAUGCGAACUAUGGCCAAAUGUGCAAGAACAGGGAAUCGAUGUUGGCCUUCGACAGAUGGUUCUACGGCGGCGAUGUCGGCCAAUGCAUAGAGGAGCAGAGAAUGGCAGAGCAGACAGCAGAGGUAGAAGCGGGCUUGAGAGAUGUCGAGAUGGAUGAGACCCCUUGCAGCAUUGCCUUCGCCCACUAUGAUGAGAGGGUUUGGGAGAUGUGCGACUAUAUCUGGCAGAACGUUACCAUUCCAGACGUAGAGCCUUCUGACAACUGGGAUGUUUGA